AUGAAUUUUGUUACUAGUUUGCUAUCUGCCAUUUCUCCAUUGUCAGAUGGAGAUUUUGUUGAUAGACUUAAUUAUUGUUAUACAACAACAAUAUUAAUAGUUUGUUCUGUAUUUAUAUCAGGUUGGAGUUUUGUUGGACAACCAAUUCAAUGUUGGUUUCCAGCUUAUUAUAAAGGAUGGUGGAUGGAAUAUGCGUUAGAUUAUUGUUAUGUGCAAAAUACAUAUUUUUUGGGAUUUACAGAUAUUAAACCAGAUAAUCAUUGGGAUUUUGCAGAACAUAUCAUUCCAAUACCAAAUAAUAUUACUGAAAGAGAAGAAAAACAAAUUGGUUAUUAUCAAUGGGUACCAUUUGUUUUAGCAUUACAAGCAUUAUUAUUUUAUCUUCCUGUUGUUUUAUGGAGAUCUAUUUAUAAUUCUGUUGGUUGUAAGGUUAAAGUUAUCUGUGAAACAUGUUCAAUCAAAGGAAAUAUGGAGAGUGAUGAAAGAUCAAAAAAUAUGGAUAUAGUUGCUAGAUUUAUUGUUCAUGAUCAAAGAAUACAUAGACAAUUUAGAAGUUCAUUAAGAAAUAAAAUAGAAGGUAAUAUUGUAUCAACAUCAUAUAUUCUUAUAAAAUUUAUAUAUCUUCUUAAUGCUGUCUUUCAAUUUGCAAUUGUUAAAUGGAUGCUUGGUACUGAUUCAAUAUUUUGGGGAUUCCAAGUUGCAGGAGAUCUUUUAAUUGGUAAAGAAUGGCCAGAAACAGGAAAUUUUCCCCGUGUAACUAUGUGUGAUUUUGCUGUAAGAGUUUUAGGUAAUCUUCAUAGGCAUACAGUACAAUGUGUCUUAAUGAUUAAUAUGUUUAAUGAAAAAAUAUUUGUUAUUCUUUGGUUUUGGUUUGCUUUUUUGGCUGCUGUUACAACAAUAUCUUUUUUUAAUUGGUUAUAUAAAUAUUUAAAUGAAAGUUCUGAUCAUGAUCUCAUUAUGUGUUAUAUGAUGAAGAUUUAUCCUACAAUUACAAAAUCUCCAUCAAAAAAGAAAUUGUUACGCAAGUUUAUUAAAAAGACUCUUAAAUCAGAUGGUGUAUUUCUUUUACGUUUAAUAUCACUAAAUAGCGGUGAUCUAGUAACAUGCCAAUUAUUAGACUCUUUAUGGAAAGAUUUUGUUGAUUCAGAACCUUCUGGUGAAAAUACACCACUUUUAAUUACAAAUGGUUUAGACACUCCUGAUGCAGAAAAACAAGCCAUGCUUUAG
Molecule: messenger RNA, 1227 nt
Organism: Strongyloides ratti
Lineage: Eukaryota; Metazoa; Nematoda; Chromadorea; Rhabditida; Strongyloididae
Product: Innexin family-containing protein
Exons: 3
Coding region: 1-1227 (408 amino acids)
Cellular component (GO): plasma membrane; gap junction
Molecular function (GO): gap junction channel activity
Source: RefSeq, a predicted model, not a curated record